AUGGAUACUCGUCCUUUGUGGCUUUUGGUGGUUGCUCUGCUGGCGAAGACCAAUGGAAGGGAAGCCUUCACCAUUGCUCCCAGCCUGCCGAUGCUGAAAGAGGUUCUGAAGGACGUGCCUGGAGCGGAGUUGGCAGAUGCGACGGCCAAGGUGCCCUCGGGGCUGCUGCGCGGCAACCUGCGCGCGCUGGGAGACAUGGAUGAGUGCGUGGCGGUGGAGGCAGAGGUGCACAACACCACCUUGCAAGGGAUGUACUGCCUGGCCGGCUUCCAUAUGGAUUCGGACAGCGUGCGCGUCACUCGUCUUCUCGAUAUCGCCACGGCCGGACGCCGACACCUCGAGCUGCGCCACCGACAAGUACAUUUGGGCAACGGAGUGAUGGUGCCAUCGCCAGGGUUCGUGCCCGAGCUGUCUCGCGGCGAGUGGGGUGUGUGCGUGCCCGCCGCCUGCUCGGCCGCCGACGUGGAGGUUGCGCUGCGCGGCCUGGCGCGCCGUCUGCUGCCCUCUACCAGCCUGAGCCUCGACGUGCGCGUCCCACCGCUCGCCUGCCGCACGCGCUCCGGCCCCGCGCGCCCCCUCCGCGCGCCGCACUACGCCUUCGCGUGA
Gryllus bimaculatus (two-spotted cricket) is the source of this 606-nucleotide messenger RNA. Lineage: Eukaryota; Metazoa; Arthropoda; Insecta; Orthoptera; Gryllidae. The record is from the annotation of a GenBank genome assembly.